CAUUCACAGCGACUAGUAAACAACAGCUGUUGGCAUUCUCGAAUUUUAUUUUCUGUAUUCGCAUUUAGCUUUGGUCCAAAAUAUUGCAAAAACACGCCCACAAUGCAACAGAUCAGUUAGGAAGUUGUGAUGCACUAAAGGCAACAAGCAGAGGACUUCAGAAAGCACAACAACGAAAUGUCGCAGGCGGCAUCAACGACGCAAAGUGCAACCGCUGCACCGGUGGGCGGCAGCAGACGCAAUGAAGUGGGCGGCGUGGGCGUCAUCGGGACCACCAUGUCGGCUAGAUAUGGAGAAACGGAAUGGGAGGCUCGAGAGUCCCAGCGGCAGAGGGAACUGCACGAAGCUCGAGCACGGGCUGCGCAAAUGGAGAAAACCAUGAAGUGGUGGUCCGACUGCACUGCCAACUGGCGGGAGAAGUGGAGUAAGGUCCGCAACGAGCGGAAUAAGGCCAGAGAGGAGUCCAAGCAGCUGAGCCUCAAACUGGACGGCGCCAUGAAGGAAGCCCACUCCCUAAAGCGGGAGAAGAACGAUCUCGAGUUGCAGAUCACGCAGCUGAAGAAGGAAAUGGAGAAAGUGCACACGCUGAUGAUGAAGCACGCCGGGCAGUUUCAUCGGGCCGACACCAGCGAGGAUGCGGAGGCCAACGGACGGGAUGCCAACUGCUCGCCGGACAUCUCCUCGGAUGGCUUAAAGAAUAUCAAUAGCGAGGACGGCUUGGUUACCAAGCUGACCAAUGAUGUCAAGGAUCUAGACAUUGAGGAGUUCGCUAUGAAGGGGGCUAUGCCCAAGCAUCUGACCGAGUUGGAUGAAGCGGCGGCUGCCGAGGAGAAGCGCCUCAUUCAGCAAUUGUCCAAGGAUGACUUUGACGAGGACUACUUGCUGCAAAAAAUAUCCAUGCUCCAAUUGCGCCUCGACGAGGCUCAGAAAACUCUUCAAGCGGAAAGGGAUGAAAAGCAUGAGCUGCACAAGAGCAUUGAGAAACUGACGCUGGAGAUUCAGGAUGUGCGCGGACGUCAAGAGGAGAUGCGCUCGGCCAAGCAGGAGGCAGUGCGCGAACUCUUAACUCUUCAAGAGCAACACCGUGCUGAGAUGCGUAUAGUGAACAACUCGCUGCAGGAGGAGAUUGCCGCCCGUGAGAAUCUCGAGCGCCGCCUCACGGAGCUUCGCACUGAGCUGGAGCAUCUGCAGGCGGAGAACGCCUCCGAAUGGGGCAAGCGCGAGCGACUGGAGUCCGAGAAAUUGGCCAUGGAGCGGGACAACAAGAAACUGCGCGCAGAACUGCGAGACUACCAGGAACGGUCUGAUCGUAAGUGCCGACCCAUGCAAGCAAAUGACGUGGAGCUGCGAGCACUGCAGCAGGAACUUUCGGAGCGCAACAAGGAGAUCAGCGAGGUCAAGAUGUCGCACGCCAAGCUAAAGAAGUUGCUGGCCGAAACAAACACGGAGCUGGGACACGCCGUGCGCCGCGCCGAGCAGUACGAGGCGGAGGUGAAGCGUCUUCGCCAGCGCGUGGAGGAGCUGAAACGGGAGCUGGCUGGUGCUGAGGACGAACUGGAUUCGGCCGUUAACCAAGUGCGCCGCCUGCAGCGCUCCAACGAUGAGCUUGUGGGUCAGACGGAAGGGCUGCAGGUGCAGAUUCAGCACCUCCAGAAUAGACGUGCUCCGAGUCCCCAGCUGCGGGGAAUGGGCGGGGUGCAGCUGAGGAAUAAGAUUGCCGUGGAGCUGCCCAACGACUGUCUGCCAAACAUCAAUGAUCUUCGCCAGAUCUUCGAUGACUCGCAGGCAGGUUUGAGGAGCUCACACAAUGGCAGCGAUGCAGCUGUGCAUCAUGCUGCUUCCGUGAAGAGAUCUAGUCACACGGAACGGACGCUCCUGCAGCAACAGCAGAGUAGUGCUGCGGCAUCUGCAGCGGCGGCGGCUGCGGCAGCAGCUGCUUUUUUUGAUGCCAAGCCCACGCAUCUGGAGGAGAAUAUAUUUGAGUCAAAGUCGCGAAACCUGGAGUUCGAGCGGGCCAAGCAGAAAUUCGAUAAUCCUCACGGACAGCACCAUCAUCAUCACCAGAGACAGAGGUCCGGAAACGGACGUUAUGGGAGCGCAGGAAGCAAUGCCAGUCGAGCGAAUCUCGUGCUGCCCUUGAAGGGGACGACCAAUGGAGGCAGCAGCUCCGCUUCCAGUAAGGAUGAGCUCAAUCGGCAGCUGUACGAGAAGGAGCAGUCUGCAGGCGCAGGAUAUGCGAGAAACAGCAUUAAUCUAGACGGCCUCAAGGUGUCCGACGAUGAGACUCCGUAGCUAUGGUUCGACAAGCUUGCUGCUGGACGACGAGACGGAGGGUAACAGCGAUUAGGAUAACCACACAAAAGACAUUUGAGAGAAAGUAAUGGUAUUAACCUUAAGUAUUAAUUCGCAAGUACUUCAAUGUUGGUGGGACAACGGUUCCAAAUAAAAUCCGCAUUCCUAGUUUA
Drosophila santomea is the source of this 2465-nucleotide messenger RNA. Its product is annotated as coiled-coil domain-containing protein 102A. NCBI's taxonomy places the organism in Eukaryota, Metazoa, Arthropoda, Insecta, Diptera, Drosophilidae. Bases 178 to 2292 code for a protein of 704 amino acids. The transcript has 9 exons. The record is from RefSeq and is a predicted model, not a curated record.